UGAGCUACCGACGCUGUGUAUAGAGCUGAACUGAUACAUUGUGUCUAUCACUGUCCGGCUUUAGUUAAUCUCAUUUUAUUUAUUUGAUAUAUUUUAUGGUAUUAUUUAUACAGCUCCUGCUCUCUACACGCGUUUUUAAGUGAUUAUUUGCCUCCAGUUUGUGGGUGUCCCCAUUGGCAGCAGGUCCUCUCAUUCAGAGUCGAAGCGCAGCAACCACACCGUCACUGACCUCAGCAGCACCAGUGGUUACAGUAUCCUACAAGAACCUCUUGUUAUAACACAAGGCACCCGGCUACCGAAAUUAAUUCGAUUGUCAAAAUGACCAAAGCCGAGAUGGGAAGAUUUAACAUUUCUCCAGAUGAGGACAGUAUUAGUAAUAGUUCGAACAGCAACGAAGAUUUCCUCUAUUCGGACUUUCCAGUAAAGAAAUUGACUAUUAAUGGCGGCCCUUAUGAUACGGAUCCAGAAAACCAAAAUUUUCUUCUUGAGCCAACUCUGGCAAAAAAGAAAUAUGAACCAGCAUACAUUCCAGGGACCACCUCAUUUGGAAUGUCCGUAUUUAAUCUCAGCAAUGCCAUCGUGGGUAGUGGCAUUCUUGGUUUGUCAUAUGCCAUGGCCAACACAGGAAUUGCACUCUUUAUGAUUCUCCUGGUGUUUGUUGCAAUAUUUUCUCUGUAUUCCAUUCAUUUACUACUAAAGACUGCGAAGGAAGGAGGUUCUUUGUUAUACGAGCAGCUUGGAUUUAAGGCUUUUGGGUUUUUUGGAAAAUGUGCUGCAUCUGGAUCUGUUACAAUGCAGAAUAUUGGAGCUAUGUCAAGCUACCUCUAUAUAGUGAAAUAUGAAUUGCCUCUUGUGAUAAAGGAGCUGAUGGGAAGCAGUGCCGUUGAAGGAGCGUGGUAUUUAAAUGGAGAUUACAUGGUUAUUUUGGUUUCGUUUUUUCUCAUCCUACCUUUGUCGCUUUUGAGAAAUCUAGGAUACUUGGGCUACACUAGUGGCCUCUCCUUGAUGUGCAUGGUCUUCUUUCUCAUUGUUGUGAUCUACAAGAAAUUUCAGAUCAUGUGCCCAGACUGGGGAUACCACGAUGAGCUGAAUAUAACUCUAAACAACACAUUGUCUGCCUUAGUCACUCAUGCACCGACACACGAAGUGGAACACAACGAAACUGAUGAUAUGUGCACACCAAAAUAUUUUGUGUUCAACUCUCAGACUGUGUAUGCCGUGCCCAUUCUGACUUUCUCCUUUGUCUGCCAUCCGGCCGUUCUUCCCAUUUAUCAAGAACUUAAAGAUCGAAACCGCAAAAGGAUGAUGAAUGUUUCCAAUGUGUCCUUUUUUGCCAUGUUUCUCAUGUAUCUGUUGGCUGCACUGUUUGGAUAUUUGACAUUUUACGGAAAUGUUGAGCCAGAGUUACUACAUACAUACUCGAAGGUUGUAGGAGCCGGAGUAAUAUUUAUCGUUGUACGUUUGGCAGUUCUUGUGGCAGUCACCUUAACCGUGCCGAUUGUAGUGUUUCCAAUUCGCAGUUCCAUCACAGAGCUCCUGUUUUCAGGACGAGAAUUUGCCAUGUGGCGUCACUGUCUUAUAACAUUCUUGAUCUUGUCUUUCACCAACGUCCUCGUCAUUUUUGUCCCUACUAUAAGGGAUAUUUUCGGAUUCAUUGGUGCCUCUGCUGCUGCAAUGCUGGUGUUUAUUCUUCCGUCAGCGUUUUACAUAAAACUGGUGAAGAAAGAAUCCAUGAAAUCAGUUCAAAAGAUCGGGGCCAUGCUGUUUCUUGUCAGUGGAUUUAUUGUCAUGAUCGGAAGUAUGACACUGAUCAUCAUGGAUUGGGUCCACAAUGCUACAUCUGAUGGCCACUAAGGGAGUCAAUACUGAGCACCUUGCUUGAAAGUGGAUAAACUCACUCACAAGCCACCUACUGAGAGAGUAUUGGCCAUUGUUUGCAGUUCCACUUCCUUCAAGAUACCAACUUUUAUUAAAAAAUUUUUUAUAUAGAACAAAAGAAAUAUUCAGAAACUGGUUCUAUAAAAAAAAAAAACAAAGACGUUACCACCUUAUAUCCAAAGGUUUUUACUGAAGGAAGUCAUUUUAUUCCAUUCUGGAGAAUGGACAAAAAUAUUUAAACUUUUAUCAAGCCAUAUAUUUGGCUAUUCUCACUUACUGUUACUUGUAAUUUCACAUGUUUAUUACUUGAAUGUGCCUACAGGAACCAUUUCAUGUGAAGACACACCGAUACACAAAAGUGUUAACUUGUAUGUGGGGAGAAGGUCAAAUUGGCCUUUUUGUACCAAAAAUGAUCUAACAAACACUUGAGAAGAAUACGAUGUAAAAACUGUGCUUGUAUUUAUUUUUUUAAAGCAAAGCAUAGCUGGUUUAUUACAGUAUCUGUAAAAACCUUAAUCAGUAUUUUUUUUGGUAAUUAUUUUUCGUCACUUGAAUAAGUGGACAGUAUAACACCAGAAAUGUCUCCUACAAAAUGAAGACGGACUAAAACAUUGAUAAUGUAAUGUAAUGGCAUUAUUUAUGGAGGCUAAUGUUUGGUGUUGGUUGGGGGGAUGUUCUGUAAUGAUCAUUUUCUAAGUAUAUAUCACAACUAAGGGUUUAAAGGAGUUAAUAGAAGGUUGACUGUCAACUUUACAAAAUAGGCUAAAAUGGCAAAAUUGGACCCAAGUCGCCAACUUGACUGAUUUAAAAAAAAUUAGCUUUUUUGGUCUCAAUAUUGUAAGUGUCCUGUCAACUUGUAGUUUAGUGACUCUAAAGUGCUAAUUUUCCUUUGGUACUGAAGAUGAGUUUAGUAAUAUGUGUCUAACGUUUGAAUCUUUGAACUCUAGAAUUUAGCCAUCAUUUCUACAACUCUAGUAUCUGCAGACUGUGUACAGCAUAUGUUACUCAUUCUACUUACCCAAAGAGGGGAUUGGUGCAAAAAAAAUAAUCAAAAGUGACAAGUUUCGUACGAUCCAACAUCAUUUAUUAUCAAUUCAUGGUACAGAAGUGAAAUUGUAAAAUUCCUAAUUUAUUCAGUCCCCAUGGCAGUUUACAUUGUGUACAGUAUUUCACAAUAUUUAAAUCUUAAUUUAUAAAAUACUGGUUUACUUGAGGACCAUCUUUGUUUUAUAUAAUGCCAGUGCAUGAGGCUUUAUUUUUAAACCUCACUUAAUUAUUUUCUGCUCGUAGAUGUUAAACUUGUACUUUUUUUGAUAAUACACUUGCCACAAUUUCGGUAGGCAAAAACAAAUGAAAAGCCAGACGGUCCCCCACGAUUGCAAUAUCAAAUAACCAUCGAAAGUGUAUAUAGAAAUAGCAGCUUAGCAAAAGGGUGAUGCAAUGUUUGCUAUGGGAUGUUUUUUCUCCUUGACUACUGGUGUAUACAGGACUGUUGAUUGUAUAGACCAGAAUGCUACAUAUAAUGAUUUGCAACGUGGAGUUUAUUAUAUAUUACUCAAAUGUGAGGUUUGAUAUUCCCACAUUCUUUGAUCAGUAUUGUUGAAAAUAAAUAUCAAUUUUUUUUUUUUUUUGCAAGGCCCAGUAAUCUAAAGAUGCUUUGUUUAACAUCUACAGCAGCCUCAGACAGCAUGGAGAGGCCAUGAUCUGAGUAUGGCCAUGCUGUUUGCCAUUCACUUCAAGAGAGGGUUUUAAUAAUGUGAUUAUUUCACUUUAAAUGUUUUUGUUUUGUAGAACUGGGAAAACUGGUGCAGCAAUAUAUUUGUAAUCGGCUAUAAUUUUCAGGUUUACACAUACAACAUCUAUGUGGAUGUUAUUGCUAAUUUUUCAUUAUGCUAAACGUACUGUUCCUCACAAUUCUGCAUGUGCUCUCUGCAUUGAGUUAUGUAUGAAUAUUUAGCAUCUAUGUUUACUAAUGCUGAAACUGAUAAUGGCAUUUUAAAAAAAACAAACAAUGUUUAAUCUCAUCUCCUGAAAAAAUCCACGUGGGAAUAACGCAGUAUGCUUGAAAAGAAAAAUCUCAUUUCCGAAUUAAGAAUUUGAAGUAUUUCAUCAAUUUUGUUUGUCGCCUCAUCGUCUUCCACAGGCAAAUUUAACACUAAUGUGCUAUUUAUAGAACAUUACACUGUUGAAAGUCAAGCUAUUUUUCAAUAUUUAUGAUCUUUGUAUAGUAGAUCCCUGUAAAUAUAUAAAUAUGUAAAAUAAUGUAAUUUAAAAUGUACAUAAUUUUUUUUUGUUACGUAUUUUUCAUUCAUGUUACAUGUAACUGGAGGUUACCUUCUCUCAUUUUCAAAGGGAAACCAUUUCCGGGUUUUAAAAUUUUUUUAUUGACUUUAUUAAAAAGAAAAUAAUAGUCUAUCAAUUUCAUUAUUUGACCUGCCUAAAUUUCAGAACAUCUUCAUCACUAUGCCCAAGGAAGGAGCCAUUUUGUGUGAAUUACAAAUGGUCAGAUUUAAGAUGAAAACACUUGGGGAGGGGGGUGGGGGGGUGGGGGUUCCAAACAGAAUUGGCUUUGUACAAAAUUUUGGGGAUUUUAUCGUAAAAUUCCCUGUUAUUAAAUUAACACCCGUAUUCUAUAUUGUGAUGGAAUAAGAUUUUCUGAAGCAGUCAAUUUUAUUUGACAACCUGUCUCUGCUUACACUUCACAAUAUAGUUGGUAAAUUUAUUUUCUUCGAGCGAUCACGCUAAAGUUGCGACUAUAUAUUUUCUUUUUAUUAAUUAGUCACCUUUUAAUAAGUUACUUUUUUUUGUUGGAAUGUGCUCUUAGACAUACCGAUUUAAAUUGCUCCAUAAAACCUCCAUGGCUUCCUGUGUAAUAACGUUAUAACUGGAAUAAUGUAGGCAAUGUAGCUCUUUAUUGAACCGCAAUUCGUUACUAGAUGUCUAUAAACACCAAUUUUAAUAUUUCCUAUUGAAUGCAAGGGAUAUUUAAUUAUGGGUUUUUCAGAGCUUCACCGUGUUCUACUCCAGUAUUUGCUAAUCUUGGUACCUAAGAUAUUUCCAAACUACAUUUCCCAUCAUGCACAGUCCACCUUAAAGCUGGGUGAGUAUUAUGGGUGAUGUAGUCCAGACAUAUCUGGAGCAUUAUGGUUACCGGUGAGCAUGAAACCGCUCAAAUGUUGUUGCUUUACCAAGUCCUAUACUUAACAUACAUCAAUUUGUGCAAUUUUUAAGGAAGACCAAAGAACAUUUAGUGGAGCAAUUUGUAAAACGUCUAUAGGUGUAGAUAAUUAUACCCAUUACUUACAUUCACUUAUUGAUUGUACUUAACAUCUGAAUUGAUAUUUGUGUUGUACAGUUUUGGGUUUUAUGGAUCACAUGGUUACAUUUUCCUGUAUAUUACUGUAAAAUAUUAGUCUUCUAUAGCGAAAAGGCCAGCGUCUCUGUUUUGAGGGGUUGGGGAGGUCUCGAGUUUCAAUGAAACACUGUAUGCUUUUAAUUAAACUAAAAAUAAAAACCAUAAUAUGA
Messenger RNA from Pelobates fuscus (common spadefoot toad), 5403 nucleotides. RefSeq names its product solute carrier family 38 member 2 (gene SLC38A2). Gene Ontology annotation, biological process: amino acid transmembrane transport; L-glutamine transport. Gene Ontology annotation, cellular component: plasma membrane. The coding region runs from base 319 to 1854 and encodes 511 amino acids. The transcript has 16 exons. The record is from RefSeq and is a predicted model, not a curated record. Lineage: Eukaryota; Metazoa; Chordata; Amphibia; Anura; Pelobatidae. Gene Ontology annotation, molecular function: L-glutamine transmembrane transporter activity.